GCUGCUGCGGAGCCAGCGCGGCGAUGGGGAGCGGCGGCGUGGUCCACUGUAGGUGUGCCAAGUGUUUCUGUUAUCCUACGAAGCGAAGAAUAAGAAGGAGGCCCCGAAGCCUAACCAUCUUGAGUCUCCCCGAAGAUGUGCUCUUUCACAUCCUGAAAUGGCUUUCUGUUGGGGACAUCCUCGCUGUCCGAGCUGUACACUCCCACCUCAAGGACCUGGUGGACAACCAUGCCAGUGUGUGGGCGUGUGCCAACUUCCAGGAGCUGUGGCCUUCUCCAAAGAACCUGAAGCUCUUUGAAAGGGCUGCUGAGAAGGGAAAUUUUGAAGCCGCCGUGAAGCUGGGCAUAGCCUACCUCUACAACGAAGGCCUGUCUGUGUCUGAUGAGGCCCGUGCAGAAGUGAACGGCCUGAAGGCCUCUCACUUCUUCAGUCUGGCCGAGCGGCUGAGUGUGGGUGCAGCACCCUUCAUCUGGCUCUUCAUCCGCCCGCCCUGGUCGGUGUCCGGCAGCUGCUGCAAGGCCGUGGUGCACGAGAGCCUCAGGGCAGAGUGCCAGCUACAGAGAACUCACAAAGCGUCCAUCCUGCACUGCCUGGGCAGAGUGCUAAGUCUUUUUGAGGAUGAAGAGAAGCAGCAGCAGGCCCGUGACCUGUUUGAAGAGUCCGCUAAUCAGGGGUGUUUGACCAGCUCGUACCUCCUCUGGGAAAGUGACAGAAGGACAGAUAUGUCGGAUCCUGGACGGUGUCUCCACAGCUUCCGCAAACUCAGGGACUACGCUGCCAAGGGCUGCUGGGAAGCACAGCUGUCUCUAGCCAAAGCCUGUGCGAACGGGAGCCACCUCGGGCUGGAGGCGAAGGCGUCUGGUGAGCUGGUCUGCCAGCUGUUCCAGGCCUCCCGCGCCGUCAGUAAGCAGCAGAUCUUCUCCGUGCAGAAGGGGCUCAAUGACACGAUGAGGUACAUUCUGAUCGACUGGCUGGUAGAGGUCGCCACCAUGAAGGACUUCACGAGCCUGUGCCUGCACCUGACUGUGGAGUGUGUGGACCGGUACCUGCGCCAGAGGCUGGUGCCCCGGUACAGGCUGCAGCUGCUGGGCAUCGCCUGCAUGGUCAUCUGCACCCGGUUCAUCAGUAAGGAGAUCCUGACCAUCCGCGAGGCCGUGUGGCUCACGGACAACACGUACAAGUAUGAGGACCUGGUUCGGAUGAUGGGAGAGAUCGUGUCUGCCCUGGAAGGGAAGAUUCGAGUCCCCACAGUAGUCGAUUACAAAGAGGUCCUGCUGACCCUGGUCCCUACGGCACCAAGAACCCAGCACCUGUGCAGCUUCCUCUGCGAGCUCUCCCUGCUGCACACCAGCCUGUCCGCCUACGCCCCAGCCCACCUGGCUGCCGCAGCGCUGCUCCUGGCCAGACUGACGCACGGGCAAACACAGCCCUGGACCCCUCGGUUGUGGGAGCUCACUGGAUUCUCCCACGAGGACCUCGUGCCCUGUGUCUUGAGCCUCCAUAAGAAGUGCUUCCACGAUGAUGCCCCCAAAGACUACAGGCAAGUGUCGCUGACCGCCGUGAAGCAGCGAUUCGAGGACAAGCACUACGAAGAAAUCAGCCAGCAAGAGGUGCUGAGCUACGGCCAGCUGUGUGCGGCACUGGGAGUGGAACAGGACAGCCCGGAUCCCCCGUGCUUCCUCAGCACAGGAGACCUCCACGCCUUCCUCAGCUCUCCCUCCGGGAGGAGAACCAAGCGGAAGCGGGAGAACAGCCUCCAGGAGGACAGGGGCAGCUUCGUCACCACCCCCACCGCAGAGCUGUCCAGCCAGGAGGAGACGCUGCUGGGCAGCUUCUUGGACUGGAGCCUGGACUGCUGCUCUGGCUACGAGGGCGACCGGGAGAGCGAGGGCGAGAAGGAGGGCGACGUGACAGCUCCUAGCGGUGUCCUCGAUGUCACCGUGGUCUACCUGAACCCAGAACAGCACUGCUGCCAGGAAUCCAGUGAUGAGGAGGCCUGCCCGGAGGACAGGGGAGGCCAGGACCCACACUCCCCAGCGCUGGGCACCCAGACACCUCCAACCCCAGGGCCCGAGCCCCCACGCCACUUCAGGAGGGAACCGGGCAAGGACAUCACAACCUCAGGGUACUCCUCCAUCAGCAGCACAAGCCCCACAAGCUCUGUGGACGGCAGCUUGGGGGGCCCGCCCCAACCUACCUCAGUGCUGUCCCUGGGCAGCAACUCACACACACAGCCUUGCCACCAUCAGGCCAGGAAGUCAUGUUUACACUGUCGUCCCCCGAGCCCCCGCGAGAGCAGCGUUCCCCAGCAACAGGUGAAGCGCAAAAACCUAUCCAUGCAUAGUGAGGAACAGGAAGAGGAGGAGGAGGACAUGAACUUGGGUUUUCUGAAGCUGUGAGUGUGUGCCGGUGUGUUUGCUGCAGUGAAUGUUUACCGAGGGAGGCUGCUGUUUCGCCAGCAAGGGAUGGGCCACUGCAGGGGAACGCUAUUUAGACCCCAGAGGCCAUUACACAGAGAGCAAAGAGAGUAACUCGUAGCCACCAGGGGAGCCCAGUGUGCGCCCUCAGAAUGUCUGAGUCAGAAUGAAAAGCUCGGAUCCUUCUCUUUGGAAAGUUUAACCUCCCAGCAAGCAUGCCACACCGUGUGAAGGCUCUCUGUGCCCUCCUGUGUCCCACUGUCUCUGGAAACUUAAGCCCGUGUGUGUCCUGGUCUUCCCAGCGCCCCCAGAACCCCAUGCCAGCAGCUGACAGCUUUCCUGCUCAGAGUAGGUGCGACCCAGGCAGCCCCUGCCUGCAUCUGCCUGGUUUGGGCCCCAGUGGGGAGCUGACAGCUCUGAGCACAACACUGCCCCUCACCCAGCGUGGCCUCAUGGGGCGCCCACUCCCUUCUGGGUGGUGGGUUCCCUGAUGGGGAGCCCCGUGCCUCACACAGCAGCUGGAC
Propithecus coquereli (Coquerel's sifaka) is the source of this 2941-nucleotide messenger RNA. RefSeq names its product cyclin F (gene CCNF). The transcript is spliced from 17 exons. The coding region runs from base 24 to 2399 and encodes 791 amino acids. The record is from RefSeq and is a predicted model, not a curated record. Gene Ontology annotation, cellular component: nucleus; cytoplasm; cyclin-dependent protein kinase holoenzyme complex. Lineage: Eukaryota; Metazoa; Chordata; Mammalia; Primates; Indriidae. Gene Ontology annotation, biological process: regulation of cyclin-dependent protein serine/threonine kinase activity; mitotic cell cycle phase transition. Gene Ontology annotation, molecular function: protein binding; cyclin-dependent protein serine/threonine kinase regulator activity.